UAACUCGCAAUAUCCGGGAGCUAAAAAAAACGUGUGUCCAAAAAGUGCAUGGUCCUGUUGAGAGAGUGCCUUGUGAUCGUGUUCACGUAAAUUUGUUCACCAUGCGCAAGGUCUAUGUGAAGCCGGGACAGCUGCAACGGCUGCGAGGCACUCAGGCAGGGGUGUACAGGACCCGAGCAUCACUUUUUACAGUCGCAUAUACUGUGGUCGUCGGUGGUUUCUUUCUCUUUUUUGUUGGAAGAGAUAAGGACUUCAGCCGCUUCCAGAAAGAUGAAUCCUCAACAAUGUCCGUGGAGAAGAUGAUGAAAGAACUCCAACCCAAGCUCGUUUCCCAGGCUUCCAGCAACAACGUUUAGCAGCGGCCUUGAUAGCUUUUUUAGAAUGAAUGAAUGAGUACUUUUCCUUGUAAAUACGAAGUAAACAUGCAUAGCUUGGACAUUUCCUUGUUGGAGUUCUAAUUUAUGCCCUGCAUGUGUCUUCUGCCGUCUCCAUUUUGCGACGCACUAUUUGUACCUUUUUAUUUUACGGGAAUGUAGCGCCCUCUAUUGUACGCCCCUUUCUCGAAGAUGUACCCAUUUUAGAUUGCUCGUGUAAGUGCUUUUGUAAUAUGGAACAGACAAGAGAUGGACUUGGCUGUGUCACGUGUCCAAUUUGUGAGAAAGUCGUCACGACAGCUGUACAGAGUCACGUCGAGAAGUGCCUGGAAAAGUUCAAGAGAGCGGAGCCCCGUGUGCCUCACCAGGAAGCGUGCAUCUGUGUUGUGUGCAGGACAGACAUCACGAAUCUGGAUGCUUCACACCGGACUGCACACGUCAACCGGUGCCUCGACAAAGAGUGCAACGAGCCCGUACAAGAGCCCGUGGUUUCAACUCCUUCGCGCUCAACCGGAGCCUCCUUCGAGCUCCUCGACUGCCCGUUGUGUGAAAGGGGCUUUAAGUCUUCCAAAGCCUGUAAAGCUCACAUCAAGCAGUGCAGCCUGCAGCUGAACAUGUCGCCGAAACAAGUGAUGGACGCGAUCCGUCUGCAGCAGCGCUACCUGCAGGAGAGGCUGGCAGCUGGACUGCCGCUUGUUCACCGGAGAAAGCCCGCGUCAGAUGAACUGGUUCAUCGGCCGACAAAGCGGCCUCGGCCUGCUGCUACAAUUCCAAAAAGCAAGUUUCAAGAGGAGAUUCAGAUGGCCAAGGCAUUGUCAGCCUCUAUAUCUGUCAAAGAUGAAAAUGGCCCGAGGGAGCACAGAAAUCAACGUCUUUUAGGUCACACGAACAACAGAGGGAAAAAAGCCAAACGAGAAGCGAAGCCAACGCCUGCUUUGCUGACAACAACGGCCGAAGAAAGAACCAGGGUCGUGGAGAGCAAGAUUUCGCGCCUGCUGGCAUCAACUGUGGCAGACUCCUCAGAAAACUGUUCACUCCGCCGCAGCUGGGCAUCGCUGAUAAAGCCAUCCCAACGCCUCCGCGAUCUUGCAGAAGAGGGCCCGUCAGUCCUGUGGACGAAAGCAACGCAAUCCGCAGCGGAGAAAGAGCAGUACUACGUGCCAACGCUGAGCGACGCGGUGACACACUGCAAAGUGGAGGCAGGGAGCAAACUGCGCUCCCUAUCUCAAGUGGCGGGCCACAGGAUAUCGGACGCUGCUGCUCAGUUUCAGCACCUGGACGAGCAAUAUGCCAACUUCCUGGAAACUCAGAAACCUGCAGAGCAAGAAACUGCAACACAAGACCACCAGGACGCAGUGCUGUCUCUCAUAGGAGGAACCUUGCAACCGGGCACCGCAUUAAGCGACGUCGGCUACGGAUUCUUAACCCAGGAACCUUCUGCUACCCCGACGGAAGGAUCGUGGGAGUCGAAUUCUUUGCGGCAGCUGUCGUGCGAUUUGAACAACACGGUCGGAGCCGGUCGUUAUGCGGACAUGCGCAUCUCCGUUGCGGGAGGGAAAACCAUACAUGCACACAGAGUGAUCGUAUAUGCACGUUGUCCUUCCUUGCAGAAGGACGUCGUCAAAAGUAACGGUGUGAACUGCCUGAACUGGUCCGAGUGGUCGGAGACCUGCGUGAGAACAUUUCUAAGUUACCUCUACGGAGGGACCGUAGAUGUCAAGGUUCAGGAUAAGGAGUUGACUCUGCAGCUGAGGAGCUUAGCAUUCAGGUACAACCUGACCUCCGUUUGUAAAUUUCUGGAAGAGAGUUUGGGCGAUUCUCUCGACAAACAGGCCCCACUGGACAGCAGCCUGGCAGAGAUCAUAACGAGCCUCUGGGAUGAAGAGGCAGUCCCGCGAAACAGCAGCAGCGAGAAGGUUGAGGAAGCGCCAACAGAUGAGGACGACGACGUCGGUGAACCGUUCGACGACGUCUACGAGUUUGUGGCCAGUCAGAGACCUCAGAAACCGAGUGGCUCCUCGAACAUUCCAGAAGGUGGUGCUGUCAACCAGAGCCAGGCAAACAGUGAGGGAUCUUCGCAGCCUCAAUCGUCCCAACCUCAGCUGACCUCAAUGAGUCACACAAACUGCGAAGCAUUCUCAGCUCGGCCACAGGUCCUUGCAACAAGUCGUAUGGACCACGAAGAAUCCUCACUGCCCCACUCUUCUCAACCUGAACGAUCUCAGCCUUGGAUCCCCACGGCGAGUCCAGCAGACUAUAAGGGAUUCUCAGAGCAUCAACACUCUCAACAGACGCAACCUGGCCCUCGCGCGGCUAAUCAGGCAGAGCUCAGGGGAUUUGCACAGCAUCAGCCUUCUGAGCUUCAGAAACCUCAGCUUCAGAAACCUCAGCUUCAGAAGCCUCAGCCUCAGUUACCCAGAGUGAGUCAGGUGGACUACAAGGGAUUCCCAGGGCUCCCACCGUCUCAAAGUCAACAUCAGCUCAUCGCGGCAAGCCAGGUGGACCAUGAAGGUUUCCUGCAGUGUAAGCCUUCUCAACAUCAACUACCUCAACCUCAGAUUCCCACUCCAAGUCGGGCAGCCUAUGGGGAAUCCACGGAGCCUCAACCUUCACAGAUGCCUCAACCUCGACAUCAGAUUCCCACAGUAAGUGAGGCAGCCUCCAGCGGAUCGCCAGAGCCUCAACUAUCUCAACUGUCUCAGCCUCAGAUUCCCACAGCAAGACAGGUUGGCUACAAGGGAUCCCCAGAGCCUCAACCAUCUCAACGGUCUCAGCCUCAACUUCAGAUUCCCACAGCAAGUCAGGCAAGCUACAAGAGAUCCCCAGAGCCUCAGCCAUAUCAACUGUCUCAGCCUCGGAUUUCUACAGCAAGUCAGGCAGCCUACAGGGGAUCCCCAGAGCGUCAACCAUAUCAACUGUCUCAAUCUCGGAUUCCCGCAGCAAGUCAGGCAGCCUACAGGGGAUCCCCAGAGCCUCAACCAUCUCAACGGUCUCAGCCUCAACUUCAGAUUCCUACAGCAAGUCAGGCGGGCUACAAGAGAUCCCCAGAGCAUCAACCAUAUCAACUGUCUCAACCUCAGAUUCCCACAGCAAGUCAGGCAGCCUACAGAAGAUCCCCAGAGCCUAAACCAUCUCAACGGUCUCAACCCCAACUUCAGAUUCCCACAGAAAGUCACGUGGGCUACAAGAGAUCCCCAGAGCCUCAACCAUAUCAGCUGUCUCAACUUCAGAUUCCCGCAGCAAGUCAGGCAGCCUACAGAAGAUCCCCAGAGCCUCAACCAUCUCAACGGUCUCAGCCUCAACUUCAGAUUCCCACAGCAAGUCAGGUGGGCUACAGGAGAUCCCCAACAUCCGAGCCAUCUCAACCUGAUCAUCAACUUCCCACAGAGAAUCAAGCAGACUACAAGAGACUCCCUCAUCAACCCGAGUCUCGACACUUAUCAACAAGUCAGACAGACUUUGAAGGGUUUCCACAAUCUCAACAACCUCAACCUGAGCAUCUUACAUCGAAUGAGGCGGAGGAACUCCAAACUUCUGUGAACUCUAGUGGUGGUGUAAGCCACAGCCUGCCCACAAGGCGCCUCCAACUUCCCUACUCGAAAACCUCUGUCCCGAUCGUGAUCAGUCCAAUCCACUCCGAAGAUGAACACAUAAGGGUGGUACCUUCGAAGAUCUUGUCCCUUCCCCUCCCACCCAUGGAAAACGGGCAAUUGUGGUACUCUCCGGGCAGCACUCAAAACGCGCCUUCUACGGUUGGCUCGUCCAACGAGCACAACGCAUCGGAUGCCGAGUCGGCAGACUUGUUCGGAAGCUGCGACGAAGUGGAGUCGAAUCCAGAGCCACAGACAACGGGAGACAGCGACGUGGAAGAACAACCGAUGGAAGUGUCGGGCGACAACAGUAGUUCGCCUCGUAGCGUGCGGUCUGCGGAAGACAAGCGGGUGUCGGACCGGGGCGACGAAGAUGACAUUUGGAACAGCGUGUGGGAAGGCUUCGGAGAUCAAGGUCACUGUGACAUACCGGAACUUGUGCUAUCGCCCAUCGGAGAGUCAAAGGACAGUGAGGUGAUGAGUGACACGAAAGAGGUGCCGCAGGAGCAGUUUGGUGCAGGAGAAGCUGCUGGUAGAAGUGUGCAUAGUGCUAUGCUAGACUCACAUUUCUUCGACGAAGAAGCGUGCAACCAGCCGUACCAGAGCCCACUGGCGUCCCGUGGGAGGGCGCCGGCGUCGGCGGUAACACCGUUGCCAGACUACGAUGCCAUGCAGACCCCAGAGUUGAAGGGCCAGCUGCAGAAGUUUGGAGUGCGUGCGUUCCCACGUAAGAAGGCAGUGAACAUCCUCCGGCACAUAUACGAGGAAACCCAUCCCUACGUGGACCAGACGCCCAGGAGACCUGCAAGCCAUUCGAGCUCGGCGUCUCAGCCGAACGUUUCAUCACGCGCAGACUCAGGGGAACCUUCACAAAGCUCAGGUGCAGGUGACAAUUACCCAGAGAGCCGUUCGUCCAGCACGAAUGCUUUCCAACUCCUCAGCUCAAGUGGUACAGAUUUUGGCGAAUUGGAAACACAAGCAGACUGUGAAGAGAGCGAUGGUCAUUCUGAAGUAGACGCGCAUAGCAAAAUGAAAGAGUUUGUUAGGACAAACCACCAACUUUAUCAACGGAUUUUGUCCUACGAGCCCAUUGAACUUCGAACACUUCAUGCCGAUAUGAAAGCUGCCAAAAUUAAGGUUUCGCUAAAAGUUCUGAUGGAUUUUUUAGACCAACAGUGCAUCACUUUCAGACUGCCUCGGACAGAGAAGCAGCGGCUCAAGCAGCAGCGACGACAGAAACGGUUCAGGCAACGGGUCCGCGCCAAGAUUGCGUCGUCUCGGGCGUGAACGAGCCGCGGUGUGUCGUGACAAGAAUAAUAUAUGGAGACUGUUUUCCAGACUUGAGUCAAAUAGUGCUUUUUUAAUGGUCACUUUUAAUUCAUAUACAGAAAGGAAAAUCAUAAAUAGUAAUUCCUAGAAAAAAAGCAGGGAAACACUUGCCCGAGGCCCUCUUACAAAAGUUUUGUAAACCUCUGGUUGUUAAAAACAGCAAAUAAUGCGCAAAAUAACGUUAC
This is a messenger RNA of Ornithodoros turicata, 5478 nucleotides long. Its product is annotated as structure-specific endonuclease subunit SLX4-like. The transcript is spliced from 19 exons. Gene Ontology annotation, biological process: DNA repair; DNA replication; resolution of meiotic recombination intermediates. Gene Ontology annotation, molecular function: protein binding. Lineage: Eukaryota; Metazoa; Arthropoda; Arachnida; Ixodida; Argasidae. The coding region runs from base 608 to 5251 and encodes 1547 amino acids. Gene Ontology annotation, cellular component: nucleus; Slx1-Slx4 complex. The record is from RefSeq and is a predicted model, not a curated record.